AUGAUAAAAUCAACUAAUAAUUCCAUUAACAAAAUAAGAACAAUUACGUAUUAUUAAUUUUCAAAAAAGAAUUAAUAUAAAAUAUAUAUAGGCAAUGAUCAUGCUGGAUUAGAAUACAAAAAUAUAAUAUUAGAAAAUCUUAAAGAACAAUAAUAUAAUAUAAUAAAUAAAGGAACUAAUACAAAAUAAAGUUGUGAUUAUAAUGAAAUAGCAAUAGAUUUAUGUUAAGAUGUAUUUAGAAAUAAAGGAUUAGGAAUCUUAAUAUGCGGAAGUGGAGUUGGAAUGUCAAUUAUGGCUAAUAAAAUUAAAGGUAUUAGAUGUGGAUAAAUUAAUGAUUAUUAUUCUGCUAAAUAAGCAGCUCAAAUUGGCUGUAAUGUAAUAGCUUUAGGAUCUAGAAUAGUGGGUAUAGAAAUGGCUAAAUAAAUUAUAUAAACAUAUUUGAAUUCAAUUUAAAAUAAACAUAUGGAUAUUAAUGAAAUUAUAUCCUAAUUUGAAUUGGAUAAUUUUAUAAAAUGA
This is a messenger RNA of Paramecium pentaurelia, 516 nucleotides long. The record is from the annotation of a GenBank genome assembly. Lineage: Eukaryota; Ciliophora; Oligohymenophorea; Peniculida; Parameciidae.